AACCCUAUACUCAACACGUGUUUUCAACCUUCUUCCAUUUUCCUCAGCGCCGCGUGCACAUUGCAAACAUUGCGCGUUGAGUUAUAAUAAAUUAAAUAAAAAUGGCCGAUGCUGACGUACGAAAAGAGAAGCGAAAGAAGAAGAUCAAGGAAGAGCCAGUCGAUGCCGACGACAUUGGCACGCUACAAAAGCAGGGUAAUUUUCAAAUAAAACCCUCGUCGAAGAUAGCCGAGCUAGACACAUCGCAAUGGCCGCUGCUUCUGAAGAACUUCGACAAACUAAAUAUUCGGUCAAAUCACUACACGCCACUGGCACAUGGCUCGUCGCCCCUCAACCGCGACAUCAAAGAGUACAUGAAGACGGGUUUCAUCAAUCUUGACAAACCUUCCAAUCCCAGUUCCCACGAGGUGGUGGCCUGGAUUAAGAAGAUUCUCAAGGUAGAAAAGACGGGACAUUCGGGCACUUUGGAUCCGAAGGUUACAGGUUGCCUGAUUGUCUGUAUCGACCGCGCCACGCGUCUGGUCAAGUCGCAGCAGAGUGCCGGCAAGGAGUAUGUGGCUAUUUUCAAGCUUCAUGGUGCCGUUGAAUCGGUGGCCAAAGUUCGUCAAGGCUUGGAGAAGCUGCGCGGUGCUCUUUUCCAGCGUCCCCCGCUAAUCUCGGCCGUCAAGCGUCAGCUCCGAGUGCGUACAGUGUACGACAGCAAAUUGUUGGACUACGACGAGAGUCGCAAUAUGGGUGUUUUUUGGGUUAGUUGCGAGGCCGGCUCUUACAUCCGAACGAUGUGCGUCCAUCUGGGUCUAGUCCUGGGCGUCGGUGGUCAAAUGUUGGAACUGCGUCGAGUGCGUUCAGGCAUUCAGUCGGAAGGCGACGGCAUGGUAACCAUGCAUGACGUCCUCGAUGCCAUGUGGCUGUACGAGAACCACAAGGACGAGACCAUGCUGCGUCGUGUGAUAAAACCGUUGGAGGGUCUGCUCAUCAACCACAAGCGUAUCAUCAUGAAGGACAGUUCGGUAAAUGCUGUGUGCUAUGGCGCUAAGAUUAUGUUGCCUGGUGUUCUGCGCUAUGAGGAUGGCAUUGAGAUCGAUCAGGAAAUUGUCAUAUGCACGACGAAGGGUGAGGCUGUUUGUCUGGCCAUUGCUCUGAUGACCACGGCCACCAUGUCGUCGUGUGAUCAUGGUGUUGUGGCCAAGAUUAAGCGUGUGAUAAUGGAGCGCGACACAUAUCCACGCAAGUGGGGAUUGGGUCCCAAGGCUUCCGCGAAGAAGGCGCUCAUCGCUGCCGGCAAGCUGGACAAGUUUGGCAGGCCCAAUGAGAACACACCUAAAGAGUGGCUGACCGGCUUUGUCGACUACAACUCCAAGAAGCCAGCGGCGGCAGUAGCCCCACAGACACCAGUCAAAGGCACCCCCUCCAAUGGCUCGGACGAACCGUCCAAGCGUAAACUGAGCACCUCCAGUGUCGAGGAGACGGCACCGGCCACCGGAGCUGAAGAUUCUUCUGCCAAAUCUGACAAAAAGAAGAAGAAGAAGAAGCACAAGGGCGAGGAAGAGGCUCCAGAGGAGCAAGAGGCAGCGGCUGAUGUUGAGCCAGUAGAAAAGGAGAAGAAAAAGAAGAAGAAGAAGGAUAAGGAUAGGGAAAAAGAAGAAUAGGAUGUUAUGUUCCUAUAGGAUUAGGUUUUCUCCAGAUCUCUACGAUUUUUUGUAGAGCUCUAACUAUUAUUUUCAACAAAUUUUCCUAGUGUUUAAGCUUAAAGAUGAGUCUAUCAAUAUAAAAAAAGUGUUUUUAUGUAUAGAAAUUCAAGCCAAUUUCGAAUGCAUUUAGUUGACAUUCGCAAUGCAAUAAAUUUUAUAUAUUUUAUUGUA
Drosophila guanche is the source of this 1862-nucleotide messenger RNA. RefSeq names its product H/ACA ribonucleoprotein complex subunit 4 (gene Nop60B). Gene Ontology annotation, biological process: rRNA pseudouridine synthesis; snRNA pseudouridine synthesis; mRNA pseudouridine synthesis. Lineage: Eukaryota; Metazoa; Arthropoda; Insecta; Diptera; Drosophilidae. The transcript is spliced from 6 exons. The record is from RefSeq and is a predicted model, not a curated record. Gene Ontology annotation, molecular function: pseudouridine synthase activity; RNA binding. The coding region runs from base 102 to 1649 and encodes 515 amino acids. Gene Ontology annotation, cellular component: box H/ACA snoRNP complex.